CCCAUGUCUUCCUCUCUUUCCUCAUCUUGUAAAUUACGGAGACGGUUUCAUCUCAAUGGGUUACAUAAGGCUGGGGAUGUGAUUCUCGGUGGGCUGUUUGAGGUCCACUACACCUCAGUCUUCCCUGAGUGGACCUUCACUUCAGAGCCAAAUCAGCCCACCUGCAAAGGCUUUGACACUCAAGGGUUCAGGCAUGCCAUGACAAUGGUCUUUGCUGUUGAUGAGAUCAACAAGAACCCCAACUUGCUACCUAAUGUGACUCUGGGAUACAGUCUCUAUGAUAACUGCGGUGCACUUGUUAUUGGAUUCCGUGCUGCUUUGGUGUUGUCCAGUGGUCAGGAUGAGCAGUUUCUGCUGCAGGAGAACUGUAUGGGGACCCCUCCAGUUAUGGGGAUUGUGGGUGAUUCCUACUCAACAUUUUCUAUUGCCACCUCCAAUGUGCUAGGUUUGUUCAGACUGCCCAUGGUGAGUCAUUUUGCCACAUGUUCCUGCCUGAGUGAUCGGAAACGGUUUCCAUCCUUCUUUAGAACAAUCCCAAGUGAUGCUUUCCAGGUGCGUGCUAUGAUUCAGAUUCUAAAACGCUUUGGCUGGACUUGGGUAGGCCUUCUGGUUAGUGAUGAUGACUAUGGGUUACAUGUUGCCCGAUCCUUCCAAUCUGACCUGUUUCGUUCUGGUGGAGGUUGUCUGGCCUACUCAGAGGUUUUGCCCUGGGGCAGUGACACAGCUGAACUGAGGAGGAUUGUGGAUGUGAUGAAGAAAUCAACAGCUCGCGUGGUCAUGGUCUUUGCACAUGAAAUACACCUUUAUCGACUAAUGGAGGAGGUGGUGAGGCAAAAUGUGACAGGUCUUCAGUGGAUGGCCAGUGAAGCUUGGGCAUCAGUUGAUGUCCUCCAGACGCCCAGCUUCAUGCCAUACCUGGGUGGCACGCUGGGCAUUGCCAUCCGCCGAGGAGAAAUAGCGGGGUUUAAGGACUUCCUGUUAGGAAUACACCCUAACCAACACCAUAUCAUCUAUGGAAAUAGUAUAGUAAAACAGUUUUGGGAAGACAUAUUUGAGUGUAAAUUUCCACCACCUCCAGCAGGUUGGGUGGAGGCUGGGGGGGCACUAUGUACUGGACAGGAGGAUCUGCAUGAUGUGGAGAGUGAGUUGUUUGAUGUUUCAAACCUAAGGCCAGAGUACAAUGUGUACAAGGCUGUGUAUGCUCUGGCGUAUGCCCUUGAUGACAUGCUGCGCUGUGUGCCAGGGAGAGGGCCUUUCAGCGGGCACAGCUGUGCCAGUUUGGAGCCAUGGCAGCUGGUGUAUUAUUUGGAUGCAGUCAAUUUCACCACAACAUUUGGGGAUGAGGUAUCAUUUGAUAUGAAUGGUGAUGCCUUACCAAUCUAUGACAUCAUGAACUGGCUGUGGCUGCCUGAUGGAAGAACAAAGAUUCAGAAUGUAGGCGAUGUUAAAGAGUCAGCCAAAGGUGAAGAACUCAAACUUGAGGAGGAUAAAAUUUUUUGGAACUUUGAAUCCAAACAGCCACCACAGUCAGUGUGCAGUGAGAGCUGCCCACCAGGUACUCGCAUGGCCAGAAAGAAGGGGCAACCUGUUUGCUGUUUUGACUGCAUCUCUUGUUCUGAGGGAAAGAUCAGCAAUGAAACAGACUCCAUGGAGUGCACUACUUGUCCAGAGGACUUUUGGUCAAAUGUCCAGCGCGACCACUGUGUUCCGAAGAAAACAGAGUUCCUCUCCUACCAAGAGCCUCUAGGCAUCUGCUUGACAGCCACCUCAUUGCUGGGCACAUUUAUCUGUGCUGUUGUCCUGGUCAUCUUCACCUAUUAUCGCAGCACACCCAUGGUGAGUUAUUUUGCAACCUGUUCCUGCCUGACUGAUCGCCAGAGGUUUCCAUCCUUCUUUAGAACAAUACCAAGUGAUGCUUUCCAGGUGGUGAGUCAGAAUGUGACAGGACUGCAGUGGAUGGCCAGUGAAGCCUGGACAGCCGCUGCUGUGCUCCAGACACCUCACCUCAUGCCGUACCUGGGUGGCACACUGGGUAUUGCCAUCCGCCGAGGAGAAAUACCAGGGCUUAGGGACUUUCUGUUAAGAAUACAUCUUCACCUAUAUGACAGCUAUAGUGACAAUAGCAUGGUUAGGCAGUUUUGGGAAUUCACAUUUCAGUGUAGAUUUCACCCGCCUCCAGCAGGCUGGAUGGAAGCUGGAGGAGCAUUAUGCACUGGAAAUGAAGACCUAGAGAAUGUGGAGUCUGAGUUUCUGGAUGUUUCUAACCUCAGGCCAGAGUACAAUAUUUACAAGGCUGUGUACGCUCUGGCGUAUGCUCUCGAUGACAUGCUGUGCUGUGUGCCAGGGAGAGGGCCUUUCAGCGGGCACAGCUGUGCCACUUUGCAAACACUGGAGCCAUGGCAGCUUAUGCAUUACUUGGAAAAGGUAAACUUCACUACACCAUUUGGCGAUCAAGUGUCAUUUGAUGAGAAUGGUGAUGCCUUACCAAUAUAUGAUAUCAUGAACUGGCAGUGGCUCCCUGAUGGAAGAAUUAAGGUUCAGAGUGUGGGGGUUGUUAAGAAGUCGACCUCGAAAGGUGAAGAACUCACACUUGAUGAAGACAAAAUCUUCUGGAACUUUGACUCAAAACAGCCACCCCAGUCAGUGUGCAGUGAGAGCUGUCUUCCAGGUACCCGCUUGGUAGGCAAAAAGGGGAAGCCUGUGUGUUGUUUUGACUGUGUCCCUUGUUCUGAGGGAAAGAUCAGCAAUGAAACAGACUCCAUGGAGUGCAUCAGUUGUCCAGAGAACUUCUGGUCCAGCCCCCAGCGUGACCAUUGUGUUCCUAAGAAAACAGAGUUCCUCUCCUACCAUGAGCCUCUGGGUAUCUGCUUGACAACUGCCUCAUUGCUGGGCACAUUUAUCUGUGCUGCUGUCCUGUGCAUCUUUACCUAUUAUCGUAACACACCCAUGGUACGCGCCAACAAUUCAGAACUGAGUUUCCUGCUCUUGGUGUCACUUAAACUAUGUUUCCUUUGCUCACUGCUGUUUAUUGGACGUCCCAGGCUGUGGACAUGCCAGCUGAGACAUGCAGCAUUUGGGAUCAGCUUUGUGCUUUGUGUCUCAUGUAUUCUUGUGAAAACCAUGGUGGUUCUGGCUGUGUUCAAGGCAUCCAAGCCAGGCGGUGGAGCCAUUCUGAAGUGGUUUGGUGCUGUGCAGCAGAGAGGGACUGUGCUAGGUCUUACAUCAGUUCAAGCAGCAAUCUGCACUGCCUGGAUUGUCUCUUCCUCACCAGCUCCUCAUAAAAACACUCAAUACCACAAUGACAAGAUAGUUUAUGAGUGUGCUGUAGGGUCCACAAUUGGUUUUGCAGUGUUACUGGGUUACAUUGGCUUCCUGGCUAUCCUUAGCUUCUUGUUGGCAUUUCUGGCAAGGAAUCUUCCAGAUAACUUCAAUGAGGCCAAACUCAUCACUUUCAGCAUGCUGAUCUUCUGUGCUGUGUGGGUGGCCUUUGUCCCUGCUUAUGUAAACUCUCCAGGCAAAUAUGCAGACGCAGUGGAGGUAUUUGCCAUCUUGGCCUCCAGUUUUGGCCUCUUGGUAGCCUUGUUUGGACCGAAAUGUUACAUAAUCCUGCUGAGACCAGAGAGGAACACAAAGAAAGCUAUCAUGGGUAGGGGAACCACCAAGACAUAA
This is a messenger RNA of Micropterus salmoides (largemouth bass), 3669 nucleotides long. RefSeq names its product extracellular calcium-sensing receptor-like. The record is from RefSeq and is a predicted model, not a curated record. Gene Ontology annotation, biological process: G protein-coupled receptor signaling pathway. Bases 4 to 3669 code for a protein of 1221 amino acids. NCBI's taxonomy places the organism in Eukaryota, Metazoa, Chordata, Actinopteri, Centrarchiformes, Centrarchidae. Gene Ontology annotation, molecular function: G protein-coupled receptor activity. Gene Ontology annotation, cellular component: membrane. The transcript has 15 exons.